This is a messenger RNA of Jatropha curcas, 1091 nucleotides long. Its product is annotated as Phosphoglycerate mutase family protein. The record is from RefSeq and is a predicted model, not a curated record. Lineage: Eukaryota; Viridiplantae; Streptophyta; Magnoliopsida; Malpighiales; Euphorbiaceae.
UGGAAGGGAAUAUUAAAAAAUGAAGGUCGGUUUACGCUACCUUCAUUUCCUAAGAAGUUGCAGUAACUCAACCAAGUAUAAACUAUAAACUAACCACCACCUUCGUUCAAAAAUAUUUAAUAUGUCUUCUUCCUUUGCGUCUGCAUCGUAAGUUCUCUACCUAUACCAAAGCUAUGGGCUACUCCGCCGCAGAGAUUACUAGCGGAUCAAGACAUGAAUUCUACCAGAACGUUGUCGUAAUGAGGCACGGAGAUCGCAUCGACAACUUUGACCCGCUUUGGGUUUCCACCGCCGCUAGGCCCUGGGAUCCACCGCUAGUAGAAGCUGGUCGGGUCAGGGCAUUCUCCACUGGCAACUACCUCAAGUCCCAUAUCGGCUUUCCAAUCCACCGCGUCUUUGUUUCUCCCUUCCUCCGCUGCAUUCAGACAGCCUCCGAGGCUGUCUCGGCGCUCUGCGCCGUCAAAGACAACUCCGACGCCGCCAUCAGAGACGGAAUUGCUAUCGGUCCCUCCAAAGUCAAGGUUUCUAUCGAGUACGGAUUAUGUGAGAUGAUGAACUCGCAAGCCAUUAGACAUGAUUCUGCACCCAAAGAUGGGAAUUUUGGUUUCAUCACUUCUGAGCUUGAAGCCCUGCUGGCUGCUGGGACAGUCGAUCAUACUGCAGAACCAGUGUAUGAAGAGUUGCCGCAAUGGGAAGAAACAGUGACAGGAACAAGGACCAGAUAUGAACACGUUUUUAAAGCACUUGCAGAUAAUUACCCAUCUGAGAACCUGCUGCUUGUCACUCAUGGGGAAGGAGUUGGAGUUUCAGUUUCUGCAUUCAUGAAAGAUGUAACAGUGUAUGAAGUAGAGUACUGUGCAUAUUCAGUAUUAAGAAGGCCAAUUUUUAAGGAAGAUCAAUCCUUUACAACUGGAGAAUUUGAAGUUCUUACUAAGAGUGGCAUCCAAGUGCUUACUAAGAGCUGAACAUUGAUUUAACCAUAGCACAUUCUGCCUAUUAUUACUGUUGUUCUAAUUCUUGAUUCACAGAUUGUAAGAAUUUCCUUUGGUCUUUGGUAAUAAGUGAACAUUGUUCUGAGAGAUGAGAAUAAA